UUCCGGCUUUGCUUCGGAGCCAGCAUCGGAGACCAUGAAUUUAGAUGUUUUAUAUGAUUCCAAUAUUGUAUCAGUAGAUAGCGUUGGUGGUGGUAUAGUGGGUAGUAGUAUAGAUGUAAAUACUAACGAUAUUGAUGAUGAAGUAGAAGAACCGGCUGAACUUCGCGAUGAUUUUUGGACGGAAGCUUAUAGCUUCUUGAACGAUUUUUCAACGUUGAAAGACGCUUUGAAAUAUUUGGCAGUGGCAGGGCAUCUUUCUCGAAGUUUUCUCAACUUGCUGUUGGCAAUUUUAAGAAAGUUUGGACACCCUGAUCUACCGAAAGACGCUCGUUUGCUUCACAAAAUACCCAGAGUAAGCAAUGAGAUUCAAACCGUUGCAAGUGGACGUUUUUGGUAUCCGGGUAUUGAGGUUGCCCUUUGAAAUGUUUUUAAAAAUAGCCCUCCACAAGU
Molecule: messenger RNA, 450 nt
Organism: Anopheles stephensi (Asian malaria mosquito)
Lineage: Eukaryota; Metazoa; Arthropoda; Insecta; Diptera; Culicidae
Exons: 2
Coding region: 35-421 (128 amino acids)
Source: RefSeq, a predicted model, not a curated record